AUGGCGUUUGAGUUUCAAGAAAAACAACUUGCUUUUGAGCAUCCUGCUCUUAAGAACCAUACAAUUCAGAUGAAGCCAACUUCUAUCCCUGAGUUUGUGAAAAAAGAUGAAAGUUCAAACCAUGCUCGUCCAUAUGUAGGACUCAAAGGUGGAGGACGUCCAGUUGGAUCAGUUCCUGUUCGAAGGCUUCAAAUUGAAGACAUUUUAAGAUCCCCUUCAUCAGUUAAAUCUUUUGGAAGGAAAAAUUCUUUUAUCGUAUCAGAACAUCAUGAUGCAAAGACAAAGAAUUGGUGGAUAUACUAUUCGAAAGAACCUGUAGGUUAUUGGCCAAGCAGUUUGUACAAAGGUUUAGGAAGCGGUGCAGCAAAUGCGGUUAACUGGGGAGGUGAAGCUUUGAGCCCAAACACCAAAGGACAAUGGCCUCCAAUGGGUAGCAGUCAUUUCCCCCUUGCAAAUGGAGAUAACAUUGGUAAAAGUUGUUUCAUUUCGAACAUCCAAAUUUCCAAGAAAGACUCCUCCUGGGAUAAUUAUCCUCUUAAUGCUAAGGUGUAUCAAGAUGCACCUCAUUGUUCUAUUCUGGAGGGAAGGCAUAUAUCAAAAGAAGACUACUUGGAGGCAAAACGGUUAAUGAAGCGUUCCCGUCGUUCUAGCAUUAAGAGCAUUCAUCUUGAGGAUGGAGAUAUCUAUGAUUGUGUGCCCAUAGAAAAACAACUUGCUUUUGAACAUCCUGCUCUUAAGAACCAUACAAUUCAGUUGAAGCCAACUUCUAUCCCAGAGUUUGUGAAGAAUGAUAAAAGUUCAAACCAUACUCGUCCAUAUAUAGGACUCAAAGAUGGAGGAUGUCCAAUUGGAUUAGUUCCUGUUCGAAGGCUUCAAAUUGAAGAAAUAUUAAGUUCCCCUUCACUAAAAUCUUUUGGAAGGAAAGAUUCAGCUAUCCCAUCAGAACAUCGUUGGGCUGUGGUGAGAGCAUCUGGAGAUUUUUAUGGAACCAGUGGAGUCUUUAAUGUGUGGAAUCCGAUUGUCAAGGCUGCUAACGAAUUUAGCCUUUCUCAGUUAUGGGUUAUCAAUGGAGGGGUUGAGACCAUUGAAGCAGGAUGGCAUGUUUAUCCACAAUUGUUUGGUGGUGACAAUAGAACUAGGUUUUUUGUUUAUUGGACGAGCGAUACUUAUAAAAGUACUGGGUGCUAUAAUCUUAUUUGCCCUGGUUUUGUGCAAGACGCAAAGACAAGCAAUUGGUGGAUAUACUAUCAGGAUGAAGCUGUAGGUUAUUGGCCUAGCAGUCUGUACAAAGGUUUAGGGAGCGGUGGAGCAACUAGGGUUGACUGGGGAGGUGAAGUUGCGAACCCAAAUACCAAUGUGGAGUGGCCUCCAAUGGGUAGUGGUAAUUUCCCUGAUAAAAAUGGAGCAAACUAUGCUAACAGUUGUUACAUUUCGAACCUCUCGAUUUUCCAGAAAGACUCCACUUGGGAUGAGUAUCCUCUUAGUCCUGAAUUAUUUAUAAGUAAAUCUGAGUGCUAUAACAUAGUUGAUUACGGAUGGAUUGAUACUCAACGUAGAAGAGUUAUCUCAUAUGGUGGACCUGGUGGUUCAUGUUAA
Molecule: messenger RNA, 1596 nt
Organism: Macadamia integrifolia
Lineage: Eukaryota; Viridiplantae; Streptophyta; Magnoliopsida; Proteales; Proteaceae
Exons: 11
Coding region: 1-1596 (531 amino acids)
Source: RefSeq, a predicted model, not a curated record